This is a messenger RNA of Penicillium olsonii, 3081 nucleotides long. Lineage: Eukaryota; Fungi; Ascomycota; Eurotiomycetes; Eurotiales; Aspergillaceae. The record is from the annotation of a GenBank genome assembly.
AUGAGAACGACUCGAUCGAAACCUACCGAGCAAUCCAGCUCCAAUGGAUCGGCAUUCGCCUUGGACCCUGACACGCUGGGCGAGUUGGUCGUGUCCAAAAAUCUCCGAGAGGUCCAGGAUCUUGGUGUGAGGGGCUGGGAAGAUGCACUGCAAACAGAUGUCCGCUCCGGCUUGAGUCUCAACGAAGCCCAUCUGGAUUCGGUGGUGGUGUCAACAAGCGCUGCGUCCACCGAGAAGGUCACUACCCCUGAGGACCCUGCAGCGGGACCUGAACAUGAUUCCUUCGUUGGCAGGAGGCGGUACUUUGGAGACAACCGACUCCCGACGAAGCCACCGCCGAGCUUUAUCUCGUUGAUGUGGGCAGCCUACAACGAUCACGUUCUAUUCCUUCUGACCGGCGCGGCUAUCAUAUCGCUUGCUUUGGGUCUCUAUCAGACAUUCGGCACCAAGCACUCCGCCGAUAAUCCACCUGUCGAAUGGGUCGAGGGAGUUUCGAUCCUAGUCGCUAUUGUCGUCAUCACACUCGCGGGUGCCGCCAACGAUUAUCAAAAAGAGUUCAAGUUUCAGAAGCUCAACAAGAAGCAGCAGGAUCGGAGUGUAUGGGUUCUUCGAUCGUCCAGAACCCAUGAGGUUGCGAUAUCAGAUGUCGUGGUCGGGGAUAUCGUUCACAUCAACCCGGGCGAUAUUGUGCCCGCGGAUGGAAUAUUAAUCAGCGGACACCAGGUUAAGUUGGAUGAGUCGUCAGCAACCGGCGAAUCUGAUCCUGUCGAUAAGCAUUCUCUCGAGACCACCCAUAAUGGAUCUCAGCAGGUCGACCCAUUCAUUCUGUCACACACCAAGGUCGUGGAAGGGGUCGGUGCUUACCUCGUGCUGGCAACAGGCACCAGAUCGAGCUAUGGAAAGGUGCUGCUGUCUCUAGAUACAGAUCCAGGCUUUACACCCCUUCAGGUGCGACUGAGCGUCUUGGCCAAGAACAUCGCUCGGUUUGGCGCACUUGCGGCACUCGUGCUGUUCGUGAUAUUGUUCAUCAAAUUCUGCGUCAGUCUUCGCAACAGUACCGAGUCUGCUUCGGAGAAAGGCCAAGCUUUCUUGAACGUUUUCAUUCUUUCCUUGACUGUCGUUGUCAUUGCGGUUCCCGAGGGACUUCCGCUGGCAGUUACUUUGGCCUUGUCAUUUGCGACCACGCGUAUGAUGCGGGAUAACAACUUGGUGCGGCAGCUUCGUGCCUGCGAGACUAUGGGACAAGCCACGGAUAUCUGCUCCGACAAGACUGGAACUCUGACCCAAAACAAGAUGACUGUUGUGUCUUGUUUCUUUGGUUCCGAAUCACUCACUGGACGGAAGGAGUCUAUCGAUGCGGACCCAGAGCACCCUUCGCAUGUGGCCGCUGAGCUGAGCUCUCUUUCUGCCACCUUGAACUCUGACCUGAAACAAUCUAUUGUCAUCAAUUCAACUGCCAUUGAGAGCCAGGAGGGUGCAGGUCGACAAUUUUUGGGCUCCCAAACAGAAGCUGCGCUUUUGAGAUUCGCGCAGGACCAUCUUGGCCUUGGUCACUUGGACUUUGAGAGAUCGAAUGUGGAGGUUGUGGAUCUGCUGCCAUUUGACGCGUCUCGGAAAUACAUGAUUACGAUCAUCAAAUUGCCUAAUGGGUCAUAUCGCGCUUACAUUAAAGGUGCUCCAGAGGGCAUCCUUCGGAAAUGCACUGCCAUCCAAUCACAGCAAGGAGAGCAGACGCAGGAGACGGCAGCCACCGACCAUGCAAUCGAAGGAAUUCGCUCGAGAAUUUCCGAGUAUGCCUCACGCUCCCUGCGGACUAUCGCUGUUUGCUUCCGCGAUCUCAAAGUUUUGCCCUUGAGGCAGGAUGGUGAAAAUGUCGACUUUGAGCAGGUCAUGCAAGCCCUGACAUUCCAAGGUAUCCUUGGUCUACAGGACCCUCUUCGAUCCGAUGCGUGGAGUGCUGUCGACACGAGUCACAAAGCAGGUCUUACUGUGAGAAUGGUCACCGGAGACAACCAUCUGACUGCUCGAGCGAUUGCCCGGGAAUGUGGAAUCAUCAAUAAUUCCGACGACAUAGUGAUGGAGGGAGACGAGUUCCGCACACUGGAUGAAACACAACAGAAAGAUAUCGUACUAAAUCUCAAAGUACUAGCUCGGUCCCGCCCAGAUGACAAGCGAAUCCUAGUUCAGCGACUCAAAGAUCUCGGAAGAGUAGUUGCUGUCACGGGUGAUGGAACGAACGAUGCUCCUGCCCUCGCAGCCGCGGACAUCGGAUUCUCGAUGGGAAUAUCAGGCACUGAGAUAGCUCGCGAGGCCUCCUCAAUCGUCUUGAUGGACGACACAUUCUCAUCAAUCGUCAAAGCAAUCAUGUGGGGCAGAGCUGUCGGUGAUGCUGUGAAGAAAUUCCUGCAGUUUCAAAUCACCAUCACAUUCACGUCCGUCGGGCUGGCAUUUGUUUCCGCCGUGGCCGACUCAUCGCAGGAGUCUGUUCUCACGCCCGUGCAGUUAAUGUGGGUGAAUCUCUUCCAGGACACUCUUGCAGCCCUGGCGUUGGCUACUGACCCGCCUCCUCGACGGAUUUUGAACCGGAAGCCUGAACCAAUCUCUACCCCAUUGAUCACACCCACGAUGUGGAAAAUGAUAAUCGGCCAGUCCAUCUAUCAGAUGGUCGUGACACUGGUGCUUUACUUUGCUGGCUCGUCGAUAUUUUCCUAUCACGGUGCUCACCAGACAUCCCAAUUGCAAACUGCGAUUUUCAACACGUAUGUUUGGAUGCAGAUUUUCAACAUGUACAACAACCGACAGAUCGAACGUUCUUUCAACCUCGUUGAGGGGCUGCAUCGGAACUGGCUUUUCAUCGCAAUCACUUCCAUUAUGAUGGGCGCUCAGAUCUUGAUCAUGUUUGUCGGUGGGCGCGCAUUUUCAAUCACCACAUUGACCGGCGAUCAGUGGGCUUAUUCCGUUGUCCUUGGCGCAAUUUCCAUUCCCGUGGGCUUCCUUCUCCAGGCCGUCCCUGAUGUCAUUGUCGCAAAACCGAUGGCAGGGAUGGGAAGCCUCUGGGACCGGUUGCGUCGUCGAUCCUAA